Messenger RNA from Peromyscus leucopus (white-footed mouse), 3400 nucleotides. RefSeq names its product solute carrier family 34 member 2 (gene Slc34a2). Lineage: Eukaryota; Metazoa; Chordata; Mammalia; Rodentia; Cricetidae. Gene Ontology annotation, biological process: sodium-dependent phosphate transport; intracellular phosphate ion homeostasis. Gene Ontology annotation, cellular component: brush border; vesicle; apical plasma membrane. The record is from RefSeq and is a predicted model, not a curated record. Gene Ontology annotation, molecular function: sodium:phosphate symporter activity.
CAACACCUUCUCUGUAUAUAUACCGGGCGCUCAGCUGCGCUCCACCUGGGUGCCUCCUGCAGUCCCUUACCUGCGAAGGGAGCGCUGAUCAUGGCUCCUUGGCCCGAGUUGGAAAAUGCCCAGCCCAACCCCAAUAAAUUCAUUGAAGGGGCCUCAGGUCCACAGUCUAACCCAGUAGCCAAGGAGAAGGAGGCCGGCAAAAAUGACAGUGGGACUCCCGUAACCAAGAUUGAACUUCUACCCUCCUAUUCCACCGUGGUCCUGAUAGAGGAGCCCGCUGAGGGGAGUGACCCCUGGGACCUGCCUGAACUCCAGGACACCGGGGUCAAAUGGUCAGAGAGAGACACCCGAGGGAAGAUUCUCUGCGUUUUCCAGGGGAUUGGGAAAUUCAUCCUUCUCCUGGGCUUCCUCUACUUGUUCGUCUGCUCCUUGGAUAUACUCAGCAGUGCCUUCCAACUGGUUGGAGGGAAGAUGGCCGGACAGUUCUUCAGCAACAACUCCAUCAUGUCUAAUCCCGUGGCCGGGCUAGUGAUUGGCGUGCUGGUGACCGUCAUGGUGCAAAGCUCCAGCACGUCUUCGUCCAUCAUUGUCAGCAUGGUUGCUUCCUCACUGCUGACCGUGCGGGCUGCCAUCCCCAUCAUUAUGGGGGCCAACAUCGGAACCUCCAUCACCAAUACUAUCGUGGCCCUUAUGCAGGCAGGAGACCGGAAUGAGUUCAGAAGGGCAUUCGCAGGGGCCACUGUCCAUGACUUCUUCAACUGGCUGUCUGUGUUGGUGCUCUUGCCUCUGGAGGCUGUCACCCACUACCUGGAGCUCUUGACCAACCUUGUGGUGGACACCUUCCCAUUCAAGAAUGGAGAAGAUGCCCCUGACAUUCUGAAAGUCAUCACAGACCCCUUCACAAAGCUCAUCAUCCAGUUGGAUAAAAAGGUCAUCCAGCAAAUUGCAAUGAAUGACCCAGAAGCCCAGAACAAGAGCCUGGUCAAGAUCUGGUGCAAAACCAUAACCAAUGUGACUCAGAUGAAUGUCACCGUUCCCUCAUCUGAUAACUGCACCUCUCCUUCACAUUGCUGGACUGAUGGCGUACAGACUUGGACCCUCCAGAAUGUCACCCACAAGGAGAACAUUGCUAAAUGCCAGCACAUCUUCGUGAAUUUCAGUCUCCCAGAUCUUGCUGUGGGCAUCAUCCUGCUUACCGUCUCCCUUCUGGUCCUCUGUGGCUGUCUGAUUAUGAUAGUCAAGCUCUUGGGUUCUGUGCUCAGGGGACAGGUCGCUGUUGUCAUCAAGAAGACACUUAAUAUGGAUUUCCCCUUUCCCUUUGCCUGGCUGACUGGUUACUUAGCCAUCCUUGUGGGGGCAGGCAUGACCUUCAUCGUGCAAAGCAGCUCCGUGUUCACUUCCGCCAUGACGCCACUCAUUGGUAUUGGAGUGAUCACCAUCGAGAGGGCGUAUCCACUCACGCUGGGCUCCAACAUUGGCACCACCACCACCGCCAUCCUGGCAGCCUUAGCCAGCCCAGGCAGCACCUUGAGGAGUUCUCUCCAGAUUGCCCUGUGCCAUUUUUUCUUCAACAUCUCCGGAAUCUUGCUGUGGUACCUCCCAUUCACCCGCCUGCCCAUCCGUCUGGCCAAAGGCCUGGGCAACAUCUCUGCCAAGUACCGCUGGUUCGCCGUCUUCUACCUCAUCUUCUUCUUCUUCCUGACCCCGCUGUCGGUGUUUGGCCUGUCCCUGGCGGGCUGGCCCGUGCUGGUGGGCGUGGGCGUGCCCAUCGUCCUGCUGCUGCUCCUGAUCCUGGCCCUCCGGAUGCUGCAGGCCCGCUGCCCGGGCUCCCUGCCUCUGAAGCUCCGCGACUGGAACUUCCUGCCCUUGUGCAUGCACUCUCUGAAGCCCUGGGACAACGUCAUCUCCCUGGCCACGACCUGCUUCCAGAGGCGGUGCUGCUGCUGCUGCCGCGUCUGCUGCCGAGUCUGCUGCAUGGUGUGUGGCUGCAAGUGCUGCCGCUGCAGCAAGUGCUGCAGGGACCUUGAGGAGGGGGAAGAGGAGCAGGAUGUCCCAGUCAAGGCCUCUGGGGCCUUCGACAACGAAGUGAUGAGCAGAGAGUCCCAGGAUGAGGGCAAGGGGCAAGUGGAGGCCAUGGGCAUGAAGGCCAUGUCCAAAACUACGGUGUUCUAGGGGGUGGGGACCUAGGAGGCAGGGGAGAGGAGACCUAAACCCCGUGGGAUCCACCCCUCCCAGGUCUCUUGCUCCCUCACCGGGGUUCCUGAGGAGAAACGGAGUUGACAUCAACUCCAGCUCUCCUUCCACCAGAGCUUCUGCCUGUAGGUGAACUGGACCUUUCUGGUCCCGUUUCCCGAGCGACUCCCUCCCUCUCAGAAGACAGAGUACGCAGAUUUAGACUGUGAAUGUGGCCCCAGAGAUGACAACAUCCACUGCUUGCCUAGACUAUGCUUUCAAAGGCCGUCCUCAUUCAGAGGAUAAGUGUUAAAGGAGGCACUAGGGAAGGUUCUGGAAAGGGGCCCAUGGAAGACUAUAUGUAAAUAUAUGUACAAAGCUGACCUUUCUUGGUAUAAAGCUUCAACCGCUUUUUCUUUUUUUUUUUUUAUCAAAGUCUAUUCCCCACACCCAGUAGCCCCUCCUAGGCAUCCCUGCCCCAGACCAGCCAGUUCAGACAAGAUGAAGUAAUUGUUUGGAGGCCAUAGAUAGGUGUGAGCCUUUCUAGUUUACGUCACAGGACAACCCAUUCUCCAUCAGGGCCUGGGCUAGAUGGGUAUGGCCAGUCCAAGCAGUUGACCACAGUGGUCUCAUCCUCGGCUUUCUAGGACUAGGGGUUCAUGACAUGUUGGGUUCACCCAUUAGUUUGCACACCUACGAUUCUUCACUGGACUCCUCUAGAAGCAAAUUGUGAGGCAUUGUGGCUUACAGAGCAAUGGCACUCUCUUGGUCAGGUAGCGAUGUCACUGAUGGGGCUUUACAGACCUGUGUCCCAAGUCUUCUCUCCAUCGCUUCAUCCGGGAUCAUCUGCCUGUGAGGGGUCCCGUUUGGUCCAUUUCUUUCCUGCAAGGAAACUUCCUGGGCCGGCUUUGGGUGGCCUGAUUCAUCCAUCCACUUCCCCUCCCGUCAUGGAUUCAUUGGGAUUCUUCCCGGCUUCCCACAGGUCAGCUCUGUCCUGCCUCCCUUCCACACCUACAGAGCUCCAAGGGAAUUGUCCGGAGGGAGGAGAUGGGGAGUGGCUAGACACUCUUAAUAUCAUGGUGAAGCUCAGAGUUCGUGGGUGAACUCUGGGUAAAGGGUGAGCUCCUAUUCACACCAGAUGAACCUUUACUGUGCCUUUUAGAGCCCCCCUGUUACUCCUACCACAGCUUUUCAGACAUCAGCCCCCCACCCCCGUAAAAAAAAAAAA